UUCUUACGGGUAAAAAAAAAUCCGGAAUAACAAUUUUGCCUAUAUUUACGAAAUUAUGCACGUAUCGUUGUUUUCAUAAAACGUAGUGAAUAGCCUAUUAAAAAAAUGAUUCGUGUCACCUUUAUUUAUACAGUGUGUGUUUAGCCUGGAGUGCAAGAUGGAAAAUCGACCAUCAUACAGGCAGACAGUGGCUGGAAAGGGCAAGACCCCCCCCCCCCCCGCCCAAUCACAACGAUUUACUUUUACAUGGAAGAAGGACUUCAGAAUCCAAUAUUUAUAAUCCACACUGUCAUCAAAUCUCUCUGUACUUCUGUGUAUUUGUAUGUCUAUGAGCAUCAUCAUUCGUUAUCUAUUAUGCAGGCUCAACCAGCCACCACAAGUCAUCUGUAGCCGCCAAGCAGCCACACAAGAAGCGAGUGUUCUCAACAUGUGCGGCCUUAGAUGGUGAAAUGUUGAAGAGGCUCAUCCAAAAAGAUGAGCAGCGGAGGAUCCAGGAGCAGCGAAACUCUAGAAAAGGUUGGCUGAGGGCAUGGGGUGCUCUGCAGGACUGGAUGCAUCAGCUGUUCAGGAUCAUUGUGGCCUUCACAGAAGACCCCAUGUUUGACAAGUUCAUCCUGUUUGUGGUGGUGCUCAACACAGGGACCCUGGUGGCCCAGACAUUUGAAAGUGUGACUGUGAGAGGAGGGUGGUUCUUCUCAGCUUUGGAUUCCGCUUUUCUGGCAAUCUAUUUAAUGGAAUGUGUGCUGAAAUUGCUUGUCUGGGGUCGACUCUACUUCAAAAACCCCUGGAAUGACCUGGACUUUUUCAUCAUUACGAUGAGCCUCAUUGACUUCCUGCUGCCACUCAUUGAGUCUACAGGGAACUUCAGUGGAGGUCAGGCAUCCACAAUCUUCCGCAUCCUCAAGCUCUUCAAAGGGGUCCGGGCCAUCCGAGCGUUCCGGGUCUUGCGUACCAUCCGCUUUCUCCAAAAUCUCCAGUCCAUUGUGUCCACCUGUCUCCAGUCUCUCCAGUCAAUGGGGGCCAUCAUCAUCCUCAUGUUCACAUUCCUCUUCAUGUUUGCUGUCAUUUUCCGAGAGAUGUUCAACGAGUCUGACCCGCAUCGCUUUGGCACCAUGUUUCGGACAAUUUUCACUCUGUUCCAGCUACUCACGCUGGAUGACUGGGCUUUCAUCUACUCUACCAGCCGGGACAACGGUGCACCUCAUAUUAUCAUCUUCCUUGUCCUGUACAUUGUGGUGGAAUACUUCACUUUCCUCAAUCUAUUCAUUGCUGUCCUCGUCGACAACUUCCAGAUGACAAUCAAGAGACGGAUGGCGUCAAAGAUCCAAAAGUUCCAGGAUAUAUAUGAGAGUGAGAUGCAGUCAAUGAAGAAGUUAGAGCCCCAGCCCAUUGAACCACAGACCGAUGAGGAGUUCUAUGAAGAGGCCCUGAAAUUGACCUAUAGUGAAAAUAAGUAUGGAAAGAGGGAGAUAGAGCUGAUCACCAGCUACCUCAGACUGCUGGCAUCCAUAGAUCAGAACCAGCAGACGUUCCGCUCCCAGGGCUGUGUUCUGGAGCGCCUCAUUGACACCUUCUUUGAGGCAACAGAGGAGGACAGUCAGGGGAAUGACCACGAAUAGGGAAAUAACAAGGGUCAAACUUAGUAAAGAAACCCUUAUUUCUUUCUCCAGAUCAGUGAUGGCAACUCAGAUUUGAUCCUUUGAGAACUCAUUAAAGUCAUGA
This is a messenger RNA of Salvelinus namaycush (lake trout), 1722 nucleotides long. Its product is annotated as cation channel sperm-associated protein 1-like. The transcript is spliced from 12 exons. NCBI's taxonomy places the organism in Eukaryota, Metazoa, Chordata, Actinopteri, Salmoniformes, Salmonidae. Bases 450 to 1619 code for a protein of 389 amino acids. Gene Ontology annotation, molecular function: voltage-gated calcium channel activity; calcium-activated cation channel activity. Gene Ontology annotation, biological process: regulation of cilium beat frequency involved in ciliary motility; transmembrane transport; flagellated sperm motility. Gene Ontology annotation, cellular component: CatSper complex; membrane. The record is from RefSeq and is a predicted model, not a curated record.